Phalaenopsis equestris is the source of this 936-nucleotide messenger RNA. RefSeq lists its product as uncharacterized. The annotation marks the transcript as partial. Gene Ontology annotation, molecular function: rRNA (uridine-N3-)-methyltransferase activity. Gene Ontology annotation, cellular component: cytoplasm. Gene Ontology annotation, biological process: rRNA base methylation. The record is from RefSeq and is a predicted model, not a curated record. NCBI's taxonomy places the organism in Eukaryota, Viridiplantae, Streptophyta, Magnoliopsida, Asparagales, Orchidaceae. The transcript has a single exon.
UAUGUCAGAUUGCACAGGCAGCUUGUGCGGGGUUUUUUUAAAAACGCAAGCCGCAUGCUCUGGGCUUAUGGUGAAAUUCACGUCAGUCACAAAACUGCCGGUCCAUUUUCCCACUGGAACCUGGAAGAACUCGCUGCAGAGAGCUCACUUCUCCUCCUUGAAUGUGCCAAUUUCUCUAUUGAAGAUUACCCUGGCUAUAAUAACAAGAGAGGAGAUGGACCCAGAAGCGACCAAUCUUUCCCUCUAGGAAAGUGCUCCACCUUCAAAUUCAUUUUUGGACACCUUCUCAAAAAGAAGAAUCCCUUGGGAAAUACUGAAUUACUUCCUUCAUAUUCCUCUAUUAGCCCUAUCAUGGACAAUUAUCUUGACCAUAGAAGCAUUAAUGAUAUCAGUUACCCAGAAACUCGCUUUCCAUUCAGCUUGGAGAGGGUACCCAGAAGUAUUAAUUGUUUAGAAUUUAGAGAAACUGCUCAAUGGCCGUUUUCUAGGAUUGAUAAUUUAGGUUUGAGGAUACAGGGCAAUAAUGAUUUCGAAUUUAGAGAUUUGAACAUGUUCAGCUUGAGGAUGCAUGAACUGGAGCAUUCAACAUUGCCUGGAGUUUCCCUACGAAGUAGGGUUCCUCUAACGUAUAGUUAUAAUACUGAUGUAUUAGAAGCACCAAGGAGAGAGUCAUUUGGCUAUAAUUAUUUGAGACAUUAUGAAGAGCUUCCCAGCAGGAGAGUUUCAGUUAUGGAAUACGGCGGAAUGUUCGAUCGGCGUAUUGAAGUGGUUGAAAAAACUCGCCUGAGGGAGCUGGUUAUUUGCCAUGGAAUAUGAGUAAUUUGCUGCAUUUGUUAUGGUUGGAUACCCUGCAAAGCUGUCUGGUACUUUGAUUCUGCUCAUUUUUUGGUUAUCUGGUUGGCUUUGUUUUGUGUGGACUCUUUAACGGAUAGAUAG